AUACCCACUAAAUUCAUUGCCAAUAUCCCAAACACAACCCUAGCUAGCUACCAAGUUGCAAUAUUUUCAACAAAAUAAUACCCUGUAACCUAUUAUAUUCAUAAGCUUGCCCAAACAAACAAAAAAAUGUUCAUCAAUAUGUCUAAGUUCCUUGUUUAUCUUUUGGUUUGUAUUUGUAUUUCUCUUCAUGCAUGUAGUGCAAGACCACUAGCAAGUAUGGAUGACAAAGAAAACAAAAUACUACUCUCUAGCAAGGAUGUAAAAUUUUUGACUAGUGACAUAUCAAAAACAGAAGGAAGAAUAAUUAUGUCUGAAGAUAUUGGAAAAGAUGAUGGAAAACUUAUGUGGAAAAAGAGAUCAAUUGUUGCACGAAAGCAAUUAGACGAUGAAGAAGAUAAAGGAAACAAGGUCAAGAUAUCGUUUCAUGAGGGAGCUCAAGUAAAGAUAUCUAGGUUGAUGCUAGAAUCUCCACCGUCAACACAACACGAGGAAGAAGCAGUGAACUCCAUUGAAAAGGAACCGGUGGAAGACGUAGUAGUUAUGGAUUAUGCACAACCCCAUAGAAAACCACCUAUUCACAACACGAAACACUAAAAUAUAUUGUAGAUGAAAACCAUCAUACUUAUAUGUAUUUUAUUUUCUCGUUUAUACGUAUGUGUAUACGUAUACGAGACCUGUUAAUUUUCGUUCUUUUUUUCUUCUUAAAAUUAUUAUUAUUGUCUUGGCAAAUGAAGGAGAAUCAUAGAUGAGAUCAUACUCCAUGUAUGUACGAAUAGAAAGGACUAAAAAUUGCAAAAACAAGUAGCAAAAAAUAUCAAUGUUAUAUAUUAUAAGGUCACGUGUUACAUUAAUGCAUAUGGCUGAGGUUUAUUGA
Solanum lycopersicum (tomato) is the source of this 874-nucleotide messenger RNA. RefSeq lists its product as uncharacterized. The record is from RefSeq and is a predicted model, not a curated record. Lineage: Eukaryota; Viridiplantae; Streptophyta; Magnoliopsida; Solanales; Solanaceae.